Molecule: messenger RNA, 5247 nt
Organism: Closterium sp. NIES-65
Lineage: Eukaryota; Viridiplantae; Streptophyta; Zygnematophyceae; Desmidiales; Closteriaceae
Source: the annotation of a GenBank genome assembly
AUGAAUCCAGCGACGCCUUUGGAGCUUGUAGAAGCUGAUACAGCUGUAGCAGCAUCAGCCGCUGCUAAACCAGUGGUUCCUGACAAGGCAGUUCCUGUUGCAGUCGUAACGGUAGAGGUUGGUGGAAGUGGCAGCAAGGAGGUGGCAGCAGCUGAGGAGGGAGAAACCAUUGGGGCAGCAGCAUCAGUCGUUGGCGAACCAAAGCAUACUGACCUGGCGGGCGUAAGUGCUGCGGAAAAGGCAGUGCCAGUGGAGGUCGCUCCAGCGGAGGUUAGUGGAAGCGGAAGCAAGGAGGUGGCAGCAGCCGAGCAGGGAGCAACCAUUGCAGCAGCAGCAACAGCCGCCGGCGAACCAGCGGUUACUGGCAUGGCUGCUGAAACCUCUGCAGAUAAGGCAGUUCCAGUGGAGGUUGCUCCGGCGGAGGCUGAUGGAGGCAAGCAGGUGGCAGCGGCUGAGGAGAGAGCGCCCAUUACGGCAACACCAUCAGCACCAAGACAUGACUUUUUCCUGCCCGCGCUGGAAAGGAGAAAGCGCAAACAAGCAGAGAAGAAACAGCAGCAGCAGCAGCAGCAAGAAGAGCAGAUGCAGCAGCAGCAGCGGGUGGGUGAGGUGAAACGUAAGCGGGGUCGACCCAAGAAAGGAGGGAAACAGAUGGAGGCGGUCGAGGGUACCACGGUAGCAGAGGCGUAUCCUGCAGUGGCUGGUGACGUGUCAGCCGCUGACAUGUCAGCCACCCCUGUAGCUGACGUGUCACCCGCUCUUGCAGCUGAUAUGUCAGUCGCCCCUCCAGCUGACGUGUCACCCGCCCCUGCAGCUGACGUGUCACCCGCUCAUUCGACACCCGUCGUCGCGUCCAUGUCCUCUGUGGGCUCGCCCGUAGGCGUUGGUGUUGGGAGGAAGCGUGUGAGCGUUAUGGAGGAGUUGAGUGCGAUGGAGGAGGAUGGGGAAGACACUCGGCAACAGGUGCAACAAAAGGAGCGCGAAGAGGUGAAAGGGAAUGAGAAAAAGGGGACGGUGAAGGAGAAGGAGGAGCGAGUGGUUGAUUUCAGCAGGGAAGGGACAGUCGACGUGGUCGGGGCUGAAACUAGGCCGUGCGGCAAAGGGGACGAUGAGAAUGGGGAUGCUGCAGAGCAGACUUUUGGGGCUGCCGAAGCUGCUGCUACCAUUGGAAUUUCUCCCGCCGUCACAGUUGCUGGUGCUGCUGCUGGUGUCACUACACCCGGACCAGCAGCACAGCCGGCCCUAUCACACCAGGCACAGCUCGCUUCACCAGUGGAAACUCAACCGACUGCUGCAACAGAGACGCUUGGCAAAGCAGCUGCGGUUUCUGGUGGGUGUGGGCCGGUUCAGGCUGCUCCAGUGGAGGAAGCAGUAGCACAGCCACCCUCAGUAGACCAGGCACAGCUCGCUUCACCAGGCCCAGUGGAACCUCAACCGCCUGCUGCAGCAGAGGCGCUUCGCGAAGCGGCAGCAGUUUCUGGUGGGCCAGUUCAGGCUGCUCCGGUUGAAGCAGCUCAACCAGCCCUGGUUCACCCGGCACAGCUCGCUCCGCUGGUGGAAUCUCAGCAUCCUGCUGUAGCAGAGGCGCUUGGCGGGGUGGGGACGUCCCGUUAUGGUCGGAGGCUGAAGCAGAGGUGUCUUUUCCAGCCAAAUGCCUUGCAGGAACGGCCAAGGACACGCGGAAAGCCUGCUGCUGAAGGGCACCCCACUGCUGCAACGACUCAGAAGGCUACAGCGACUCAAAAGGCCACACGCGAAAGUUUGAAAGGAAUGCGUCACAGUGAGAACAGAGGGCCUGUUUCCAGAGGAGGGAAGCGGCUGCAGCAGAUGAUGCUAGGGAUCCGGUUUGUGCCCGUGGGUGGUGAGUUUGAUAGGGGGGGAGCGGUGGUGCUACCUGUGUACUUGUGUGAUACAAAUGAAGCUGGUUAUGCUGGUGAGGGGUUGGCGGAGCAUGAUAAUAACGAAGGUGAUAAAACUUGUGCGGAGGUGGUAAAGGGUGAUACAAAAGAGGGUGGUAAAGCUUGUGAGGAUGUGGAUUUGACGGUGUCAGGGGAUGAAGGGUGUGUAAGAAGGGUGAAACGAGAGGUUGAUAUUCAGGAGGUUGAGGAAGAUUCAAGGAAAGAGGCAUUGCAGGGAGAGGGGGCUAAGGAUGAAGCAGAGGGGAAGGAUGGGGAGGUGGGAAAGGAGGACGAGGUGGGGAAGGAAGAAGAGGUGGGAAAGGAAGGGGAGGACUCGGAUGAUGAUGUGCAAGUAAUGGAAGAGGAAGCAGAAGAGGAAGAGGAGGCAGAGGAGGAGGAAGAAGAAGAGGACGAGGAAGAAGAGGAAGAGGAGAGCAUGGAGGCUAAGGUGGAGAGGGAGAAGGCACGGAUGCGAGAAGAGGCGCACAAGACAGCUCAGGUGGGUGGAAGAUUGUGUGAGCGUUGGCUCAGCUCUGCUCGUGUGGAUGGGUCUGGUCAUGUUGACGGGCCAGGGGGGGUUGGCACCCCAGGGGGAUUAACCAGUGGUAGGGAUGGGGUUCUUGGUGGCUUCGGGGGAGGUGUUACUGGGAGAGGGGCAGCAGUUGGGGCAGGUGGGAAGGCUGCUGGUAAUGGGGGGUUCUUUGGCAGAGGGGACGAAGGAGGGACAGGACCAGCAGCAGCAGCAGCAGCAGCAGCAGCAGCAGCAGCAGCAGCAGCAGCAGCAGCAGCAGCAGCAGCAGCAGCAGCAGCAGCAGCAGCAGCAGCAGCAGCAGCAGCAGCAGCAGCAGCAGCAGCAGCAGCAGCAGCAGCAGCAGCAGCAGCAGCAGCAGCAGCAGCAGCAGCAGCAGCAGCAGCAGCAGCAGCAGCAGCAGCAGCAGCAGCAGCAGCAGCAGCAGCAGCAGCAGCAGCAGCAGCAGCAGCAGCAGCAGCAGCAGCAGCAGCAGCAGCAGCAGCAGCAGCAGCAGCAGCAGCAGCAGCAGCAGCAGCAGCAGCAGCAGCAGCAGCAGCAGCAGCAGCAGCAGCAGCAGCAGCAGCAGCAGCAGCAGCAGCAGCAGCAGCAGCAGCAGCAGCAGCAGCAGCAGCAGCAGCAGCAGCAGCAGCAGCAGCAGCAGCAGCAGCAGCAGCAGCAGCAGCAGCAGCAGCAGCAGCAGCAGCAGCAGCAGCAGCAGCAGCAGCAGCAGCAGCAGCAGCAGCAGCAGCAGCAGCAGCAGCAGCAGCAGCAGCAGCAGCAGCAGCAGCAGCAGCAGCAGCAGCAGCAGCAGCAGCAGCAGCAGCAGCAGCAGCAGCAGCAGCAGCAGCAGCAGCAGCAGCAGCAGCAGCAGCAGCAGCAGCAGCAGCAGCAGCAGCAGCAGCAGCAGCAGCAGCAGCAGCAGCAGCAGCAGCAGCAGCAGCAGCAGCAGCAGCAGCAGCAGCAGCAGCAGCAGCAGCAGCAGCAGCAGCAGCAGCAGCAGCAGCAGCAGCAGCAGCAGCAGCAGCAGCAGCAGCAGCAGCAGCAGCAGCAGCAGCAGCAGCAGCAGCAGCAGCAGCAGCAGCAGCAGCAGCAGCAGCAGCAGCAGCAGCAGCAGCAGCAGCAGCAGCAGCAGCAGCAGCAGCAGCAGCAGCAGCAGCAGCAGCAGCAGCAGCAGCAGCAGCAGCAGCAGCAGCAGCAGCAGCAGCAGCAGCAGCAGCAGCAGCAGCAGCAGCAGCAGCAGCAGCAGCAGCAGCAGCAGCAGCAGCAGCAGCAGCAGCAGCAGCAGCAGCAUCAGCAGCAGCAGCAGCAGCAGCAGCAGCAGCAGCAGCAGCAGGCAGAAGCAGCAGCAGCAGCAGGCAGUCAGCAGCAGCAGCAGCAGCAGCAGCAGCAGCAGCAGCAGCAGCAGGCAGCAGCAGCAGCAGCAGCAGCAGCAGCAGCAAGCAGCAGCAGCAGCAGCAGCAGCAGCAGCAGCAGCAGCAGCAGCAGAGCAGCAGCAGCAGCAGCAGCAGCAGCAGCAGCAGCAGCAGCAGCAGCAGCAGCAUCAGCAGCAGCAGCAGCAGCAGCAGCAGCAGCAGGCAGCAGCAGCAGCAGCAGCGCAGCAGCAGCAGCAGCAGCAGCAGGCAGCAGCAGCAGCAGCAGCAGCAGCAGCAGCAGCAGCAGGCAGCAGCAGCAGCAUCAGCAGCAGCAGCAGGCAGCAGCAGCAAGCAGCAGCAGCAGCAGCAGCAGCAGCAGCAGCAGCAGCAGCAGCAGGCAGCAGCAGCAGCAGCAGCAGCAGCAGCAGCAUUCAGGGCAGGCAGCAGCAGCAGCAGCAGCCGCAGCAGCAGCAGCAGCAGCAGCAGCAGCAGCAGCAGCAGCAGCAGCAGCAGCAGCAGCAGCAGCAGCAGCAGCAGCAGCAGCAGCAGCAGCAGCAGCAGCAGCAGCAGCAGCAGCAGCAGCAGCAGCAGCAGCAGCAGCAGCAGCAGCAGCAGCAGCAGCAGCAGCAGCAGCAGCAGCAGCAGCAGCAGCAGUAUUAAUGUUCCAAGAGGGAAAGGAGAGGUAAAAGGGGAGGAGACAAGGCGGGGGCGGGAGGGGACGGAGGGAGGAUUUGGGGAGAAGAUAGAGCAACAGCAGGGAGCAGCUUCUAUUGCUGGAUGCUCAGCAGCAGCACAGGGUGCAGCAGGGCAUGCAGCAGUUGAUACAGCAGUUAAUGCUGCAGUUGAUACGGACGCUGAUACGGCAGUUGAUAUAGCAGUUGAUACUCCAGUUGACACAGCAAAGGGUACAGAAGGGAAGGCAGGUGCAGCAGUAGGUGCUGCCACAGGUGCUGCCACAGGUGCUGCCACAGGUGCUGCCACAGGUUCUGCCACAGAAGCAGCAGCUGUGGUGGCUGUGGUGGGGGGAUCCAAAUUAGAAGUAACAGAAGGAGCAGGAGGAGCAACAGAAGCAGUAGGAGCAGCGAGUGACCUGUGGUCGCGCCAUUACCAGCCCAAGAGCCCUGCAGAGAGCGGCAAGACAGCAGCUGCAUACGCCUGUGCAUCAGCUCUCGGCUUCCAAGUCAUGGAGGUCAACGCAUCUGACGCUCUUGACGGAGCGCUGCUUCAUGCCAAACAGCCUCCCUCUCUUCCCUCUUUCCUUUCCUUUCCUUCCGUUUCAGAGCGGCAAGACAGCAGCGGCAUACGCCUGUGCAUCAUCCCUGGGUUUCCAAGUCGUGGAGGUCAAUGCCUCUGUUUCCAGGCCCUCAAGCCGUUAACCUUUCACACCUCUCUCCCCUUCCCUUGUUCAUCAGAGCGGCAAGACAGCAGCGGCAUACGCUUGUGCAGCAUCUCUCGGUUUUCAAGUCGUGGAGGUCAACGCUUCUGA